AUGUCUGAUCUCAACACCACCUCCCCCCUUCCUCUGAUUCCGGUCAUCAUUUCUCAGGAGGGUACAAACCAGCAGCAGUCGGUGGCUGACCUGGCAAAGGAUGAUCAAGACCCUGAGGUCGAAGAGAUUCCGGAGCUGCGGCGGGGAUACUUGGUUCUUGAGACCAGGUAUCUAGCCAAUGAUCUGUCGCCUCUGCAUAGGCUGGAAGAUAUUUUCGCUGACAUGGCGGCAAAAGCCCUUCAAAUGGGAUUGUCGGAUGUCAUCUGUCGGCUCGGCAAGCGGCCACUCCGUGUGGCAACGAUGUGUUCAGGAACGGAAGCCCCGUUACUGGCCCUGGACAUGAUUUCAACGGGUCUAGGUAUGGACCAGCAACUCCGGAUCUCGCACGCUUUCAGCUGUGAGAUUGUUCCGCUCAAGCAAUCAUACAUUGAGCGGAACUUCCGCCCUCCUCUCCUGUUUCGUGACAUCACGGAACUUGGAGGAGAUACGGCGCGAACGGCCUACGGGUCGCCGGAAUUGAUCCCUGGCAACCUCGACAUAUUAGUUGCAGGAACCGCCUGUGUCGAUUUUUCUCCGCUGAACAACCGCAAGAAGACCCUGCUGCAAGGUGGAGAGUCUGGGGCCACCUUCAACGGUCUAUUGCGGUACGCGGAGAAAUAUCGACCCCGUUUGAUCAUUCAGGAGAAUGUUCGGACCGCCCCAUGGGAGCAGAUGAAGGGAAUUUGGGAGGGCCUCGACUACAUGUCGGUCGAUCUACACGUCGACACAAAACAUUACUACAUUCCACAGACACGUGAACGUGGGUACUUGGUGGUCAUUGACAAGCGCCGCUUGGAAGCGGCGGGCCUGCUUGGAGACCUCAAGAACCAGGUCGAUAUUAAAACCAUCGACCAACACGUUCGCGGCCUUGUCGACUCCUUCAAACGGAGAGCAAGUGCACCUGUCGGAAUGUUUUUGUUGUCCGACGACGACCGUCGACUCGAGUCCAUCGAGAAGAAGGCAUGCCUAGAGUUCCGAAGCGACAUCAGCUGGGAGAACUACCAGGCUCGUCAUCAGCGCCAUCGUGACGAGCUUGAACUAGGCAACGAACGCCCGAUUACUCGAUCCCAACCCGGAGUCAAUAUGCUCAGGGCACCGGACUUCUUCUGGCAUCGUUUUAUGAAGACGCAGCCAGAGAGAGUAUGGGAAACUGUGGAUAUGAAUUUCCUGAAGAAGAUUGUUCGUGGAUACGACAUGAACUUCAAGGAGCGUUGGAUCGACUUGUCUCAAGGCGUCGAUCGAGGGCAUGACAGCCUUGCUGGGUCUGGAAUCGCUGGUUGCCUGACACCAAAGGGUAUACCAUUCGUAACCACCCGUGGAGGGCCCGUGUCUGGCACGGAGGCUCUUUCACUGCAAGGGCUGCCCCUCGAUCGGAUGCUGCUAACGAGAGAAACUCAAGCCGAACUGAUGGACAUGGCUGGAAAUGCAAUGACGAGCACCGUCGUCUGUGCAGUGAUGCUCGCGGGCCUGAUCGCCGCGCAUAAAAUUCUUGACACCAACGAGGGUUCGACCGAGCCUGAUAGCACCGAGGAUAAUCCGCUUCUCAUCAGCAAGGAAUAUAGCCUUGUGAGGAGCAGCCUCGAUGUGGCCUCAACUCGCCCCGUUAACCACCGUGACCUCAAAGCAUUGUCAGCAAACACCGUCAUGUGUUGCUCGUGCGAGAGACAGACCGGGGUCAAGAAUUCAAUUUUCACCUGCUCCCUUUGUGGACAUUCCGCUUGCAUUUCCUGCUAUGGAAAUCCCACGCACUCAUAUCUACGUGAAUUCCGCUCCCGAAUUGAGCCGUCAGAGUUUAUUGCGAAUAUCAAGGGACUUGUUCCCAUGAAGCUUAUGCUUUCUGGUUUGUCUGAAAAAAAUUUCGAGGCAUUCAAACCUUUUUACCCCGACAACACCCUCUCAGCGUUCUGGGACGACUUCAUGCACACCGUCAAAUCACUUUGCACCGAUGCUUUACAAUUUUUCGAAGUGAAGCGCGGGAAGAGUUGGCGAGUCAUUUAUCAAGGACCGUACUCCAGCUUGUAUCUUGAGAUUGGACCGGACUCAAUCCAGUGGCUUUUGUACGCAAAGCCACCCAAAUCCGCGAGCACGAGAAGCACCAUCCGAGAAGUGCUAGCAAAGCCAAUCGCACGCAUGAAACCGAAUGAUGGGUCGUUUGUUGAAGGUAAUUGGGAAGUGUGUUCCCCCGCGAGCACAGCAUUCACCGUCAAGAUCACUGGAACGGAGCAGCAAGUCAAGUCAUUCCAAGCAGAAUGUGGUCUCAAGGGUGCCAAUUUCAUCAACUCUCAAGUCUGGACUCAUCUUUACGUCGAUGCACUAGACGCCGAUCUCGCGAUCCUUGACUACAACAUUAGAGGAUUUUACGAAGCUCUUCCUCACUGUGGUACAUCACUCGGAGCAAUGUACCGAAGGAAGAGCACUGAUAACCAGCCUACCAUCUACCUGUUUCUUGACACGCAAAAGCUCACCCUCCCCAAAGACGAUGCCUGUGUAUUUGCUGUUGAUCACAGUCGUCUUCCUGGAUAUGAACAAAGAAUGUCCAUCGCUGAGUUGUCCCCAACUUGGAGAGCUUUAAAUGCAUCAAAAGGUCCGAGCAAAGUCAAUGCCUAUUGUCGUCGUUGGCUCAAGGUCCCCAGAGUGAAGUUGAACAUCUGUUCUGAACAGAUAACUCACGACGCCUUGCCGCGAGGAACUCAGAUCUCGAUCACAAACCAGAAAUGUCAUAAUGCUUGCAUUCCCCUCGCUUCAUUGUCCGCCCCAAAAAUGAUUCUCAACUUGCCCGACGCAAAGCUCGGGUGGCAAGCGUGGGAUCCCGUGGUAUCAAUGAGAGAACUGAAAGGUCUCGCUUGGUUAUUCCCGAAGAUUGCUGGAUGGUCCGACUUUGAAGAAUGGAACAAGAUCGUUUAUUCAGAAAGUCCGGAACAUGCCAAUGAAGUGAUUGAUAACUGCAACGUCUGCAAUCCACCUCCCCCCAACAUCAUCUGGGGCCGGGACAACAAAGACCGAAUCACUCCCUAUGAGAAUCCUCAGGACGCUGCUACCUAUGAACGUGCCGUAAAAUCUCGACCCUCGCCGUUUUUGGUCCUCAGAAGAAUCAACGAACGUGGAGAUGGAGAAUUAUGCUUCACUCUCAACGUUCAAGCUCUGAUGCACCAGGCACAUGGAAAACUGGUUGGCUUCGAAAGCCGUGAGAACAUCACCUCGCACUGGCGACUUCUUCCUCAUGCAUACGAUAUGCAGAAGUCCGAGCUGGCCCGACAAGAGACUGAUCGCAAGUUCACAUUACUUAACAAUUCAAACGAUACUCCGUCAUCACAACCUCCCAACUUCAUGUAUCAUCUACGCACCGAGCAACUGCAAUCGCUCAGCUGGAUGAUCUCCCAAGAGAUAGAUGACAUUGCACCUUUCAUGGAAGAAGAAGUCGAAGAAUCCAUUCUUCCUUUGAUGCCCUGGCGUGCCGAAGUCAAAGCGACAAUCCCCAAGAUUGUUCGUGGCGGCGUGCUGGCUGAUGAGGUCGGAUAUGGAAAGACGGCAAUUGUCCUUGGAUUGAUUGAUGCACAGUACGAAAGAGACUGCAAUCGGAUUCCGGACGAAAGCAAUGGGUUGAUCCCCACAAAGGCAACUCUGAUUAUUGUGCCGAACAACGUGUUCAAGCAAUGGUAUUCGGAAACCAAGAAAUUCCUUGGAGAGAAAUACAAGGUCCUUGCGCUGGAGUCGAUCACCAAGACUACCAUUCAGGAUGUUCAAGAUGCUGACAUCGUUCUUCUGUCAUGGAGUAUCUUGGCGAACGACAGCUACUACACCCGACUUCAAAGAUUUACCGGAACACCGCAAGCUCCCGCAAGAUCGGGCGGAGGAACAGGUCGUAACUUUGACAGCUGGUUCCACAACGCCCGUGCUUCCCUUCGAGAGCUUGUUGGUACUUUGAAAUCCCAUGGUCCUGAGGCGCUGCUUCAAGAAAUUGGGGCAAGACGUCGCCGAGUUCAAGAGACACAGGCCAACUGCACAUUUGUGCCUUCCCGACGCCUCCGUGGUCAGGCAUUCGCUGCCGCUCAAGGAAAAGCUGGCAACGACAAGUCCGACACAGCAGUUACAUCUACAGCAGCUACAACACAGACAGUUGAGACUGAAGAAUCUUUGAAUCCCGCUGAACAUCUGAACCCUGGUGAUUCUGGAUACGAAGACUCUGAUCUAUCUGAAGCCGAGGACAACGAUUGUGGGACGAAUGCAAGCCAGCGGAAGCGAAGACACAACAAGCAGAAAAUGAGAGCUCCAGGAGGAAAGCGACAAAAACACCAGUCUACUGAACCAGCAAAAGUGUCGGAUGUCAAACGUAAAGCCAAAUUGAAGGUGGUGCUAGAUGAUGCAACAGCGUUCGGUAUUUCAAAUGCUGAGCAGGGUUGGCGCACUGUUGCAGCUGCAUUCAUCCACGCCUUCAACUUCAAUCGUUUGAUUAUCGACGAGUACACAUAUGCUGGGGAGGAACGACAGGUGUCCCUACUGUCAGUGCAGGCACGCUCCAAAUGGAUUCUCUCAGGAACACCCGCUCUGGACGAAUUUGCCGACAUCAAGAGUAUUGCUCGCUAUCUCGGUCUUGACCUUGGUAUUGACGACGACGGUGAUAGUGACAGAAUCUCUCAGAACAAGAGACUGCGAAUGAUUCGGAAGAAUCAGACUGCUGCCGAGGCUUUCCAGAUGUACCAAGCUCCUCGGAGUAACGCAUGGUACGGAAACCGCGAAGAGCAUGCUCAAAGAUUCCUACAUCGGUUCGCACGUCAGAACAUCGCCCAGAUUGAUCACAUACCCCUCGAGACCAACAUUGUUCUCGUUUGUCAAUCACCUGAAGAGAAAGCAGCAUACGAUAUCCUGUAUGAUGCGGUAAAGGAGAACCGAAAACGGAUCGACGGUCCCCUGAACAGCCUUCUUGCAAAGAGUCAAACUCUUCCAGAAGCUCUCAUCAUGAGCUGCACAACGACCCAUAUUGGCAAGCCUCCCUGGGGCGUUGAGAAAUGUCGCAAGGUGUUGGCAACUAACCAAGCCAAAUCUACGGUCCACUGGACGAAACUCGACAACCUAUGCCGACAAGCAAUCCUUGUUGGAUAUCGUGACGACGACAACCCAUUCGACUGGCAAGUACUGACGGAAAUCAUCUCCAAGUCAAAAAUUGGACACCCCGUAGUAAACAGCAGAGUUAUUGAGCUCUUGUUCAAUUGCCAUCAGUCAUACCAAGAAUGGAUUGUGUUGAUGGAACAUCAGAAUAUUGUCACCAAGGUUAAUGAGAGAUUCGAAAAGGCUCUCAAUGCAACGGUUGUGAAGGGAACCAGCGGAAAGCCCGCAGAAGCAGAAGCUACCGACGAUGGUAAAUCACAGGAACCAUCUCGGAAUAAGGUCAAGACGUCUACAGAGCCCUCUGAUGAGACUCGCAAGCAAGCAUCUCUCGCCAUGACCAAGGCCUUGACUACAGACAUCAUGACUUCGUUGAAGUCGGCGAUUGAAGUCGACCGCGAAAUUCGCUUCUACGGUGCGUUGCUGACCAUCCACGCCUCCACCAUCCCAGCUUGCAAUGGCUGCGCUGAAGACGAGCAUGACAUCGCAGACGUCAGCAUUCUCCGAACCUGUGGACACGUCCUCUGCAAGGCUUGCACCCUAGCUUCCCAAGAGGACAAACAAUGCGUCUGCCAUGAAUGCGACGGAAAAGUGACAGCAGUGUCCAAGGUCAUUGUCGGGCUAUCGGUCAAGGAGGAAGACCGGACAAGCGAAAGUUCCAAGCUCAAUAAGCUUGUGGAUAUUGUCCGUGGCGUCCCGCAGGACGAACUCGUCCUGAUCUUCGUACAGAUCGGCCACUUGAUGCCUGUCGCCUCGGAAGCCCUCAAAUCUGCAAAUAUUGAACACCGAAUGGUCACAUCGACAAACCUGAAAGUGAUCACGGAGUUCAUUGAGGGCCCGAAAAUGAAAAAGGGGAAGCAACAACCUCCGCGGGCAAAGGCCCUGAUCCUGAAUCUCGGCAGCGCAAUGGCGGCUGGCCUAAACCUCCAGUGCGCAAACCAUGUGGUCUUCCUGUCGCCUCUGUUCGUGGCUUCACAGCCCGAAUACGCGGCAGGAAUGACCCAAGCCAUCGGAAGGGCCCAGCGGUACGGGCAGAAGCGUACCGUACAGGUAUACCACCUCCUGGUGAAGGGGACGGUAGAGGUGAACAUCUUCGCCCGGCGCAAUGCCUCACAUGGCAAUGGGACGCUGGUAGAGAGGAGAGGGGCGGCCUGCCUCGUGGCAGAGGAAGCAGUCCGGGAGGACGACGUCCGGUGCGCUGGGAAGCGGGUGGAAGAUGAGAAUGGGGAGGUUGUGUGA
Messenger RNA from Penicillium arizonense, 6381 nucleotides. RefSeq names its product putative SNF2 family helicase. The record is from RefSeq and is a predicted model, not a curated record. Bases 1 to 6381 code for a protein of 2126 amino acids. NCBI's taxonomy places the organism in Eukaryota, Fungi, Ascomycota, Eurotiomycetes, Eurotiales, Aspergillaceae. The transcript has 5 exons. Gene Ontology annotation, molecular function: ATP-dependent chromatin remodeler activity; ATP binding; methyltransferase activity.